AUGCACCGCCGUCACCGCCCCACAUGCUUCGCCACCGCCGCUCCAAGCACCGCGCUGCUCCAGCUCCUCGCAUCCCACCCGCCACGGCCGAGCACCGCCGGCGCUGUAGCUCCUGGCACAGCCCGCCCGCUGCAUCCGAGCGCCGCCUCCAUGGGCCCCUCGCGCUGCUCCGCGCACAGCCGCGGGGCCUCGCGCCGCCUCCGCAUCCGAACGCCGCUCACGGCCCCAUGCCGAGGGAAGGAGGGGAAGGGAGGGAGGGGCAGCGGGAAGGGAGGCGCAGUGGCGGGGGAGAGGGAGGGAGGUGCGGCAGCGGGGGAGAUCGGGGGGAGAGGGAGGCGCGGCGGGGGAGAUCGAGGGGAGAGGGAGAGGUCUCUGGCGGAGGAGAUAGAGGGGGAGAGGAAGGCGUCGGGCAGAGGAAAUAAGGAUGAGAGAGAGUACAAAUAG
This is a messenger RNA of Panicum hallii, 444 nucleotides long. Its product is annotated as growth/differentiation factor 7-like. The transcript has a single exon. The record is from RefSeq and is a predicted model, not a curated record. The coding region runs from base 1 to 444 and encodes 147 amino acids. NCBI's taxonomy places the organism in Eukaryota, Viridiplantae, Streptophyta, Magnoliopsida, Poales, Poaceae.